This is a messenger RNA of Capsella rubella, 897 nucleotides long. RefSeq lists its product as uncharacterized. Gene Ontology annotation, biological process: protein import into nucleus. The transcript is spliced from 6 exons. The record is from RefSeq and is a predicted model, not a curated record. Bases 1 to 759 code for a protein of 252 amino acids. NCBI's taxonomy places the organism in Eukaryota, Viridiplantae, Streptophyta, Magnoliopsida, Brassicales, Brassicaceae. Gene Ontology annotation, cellular component: nucleus.
AUGGAGAAUUUGACGAAACCAGCUUCGACGAUUCCGAAACGAACCUCUGUGAAAUCCCAAUCUGAGUUCGAUUACUCUAUAAGGAAACAAAAGUUUAGAGAGAAUUGUUUCAGAAGAGUUAGAGAAGAUAGGAAUCGUUUGCUAUGGAAGCUGAGGCUUUCUGAUUGUCAAUCUUCAGAUCAAAAGGAGAUUAUCAAUUCUGCUUUUCAUGAUAUUGUGACUGAUGAGUUGAAAAAGUUUGAGGAUAGGAAUGAGAAUGUAACUAAGGAUUGUGAUGAUAUAUUAUGGGAAUAUGAGGAAGGUGUUAAAGGUGUUUAUGAAGGUGAUAGUGAAGAGAUAUUGUUGGAAAUGCAACAGAUUUUUUAUAAGGAUUUGUUAUCAGAGACUACUGUAAACGGAUCAUAUGUUAAGAUCGAAACAUGGGAAGACGAGGAAGAUGAUUACUUAGCCACUUUGGUUUCUCAGAAUAUGUGUUUAAACAGUGAGGAGGAGCAAAAACAGAUAUGGUGUCCGAUAUGCAAGAAAGGUGAGCUUAUGGAGAAUCACCGACACAUCUAUUGCAACAUAUGUAAAAUGCAGCUGAACAAAGGCGAAGAGGUUAAUCUGGACAUUCUGCAAGAACGGUUAGCAGAAGCUCACGCUGAACACCUCGAAAGAGGAUGCAGAUUGAAACCCGAGUUCAGUGUUCAGACUAACUAUAAUUUGAAGGCGUUGUACAUAACAUGUGAAGCUUGUAAUACCUUUGAGGUUGUUGUAUAAGUUCUUAACUUAAAAAGAUGGGGUACACAUAAUUUUUCCUGUAUAUAACUUAGGUACGGUGGAGCCUUGCAGAUGUACCUAAUUUGGCUUUAGAAACAUUCUUCUUAUUAACCAUACCAAAAUGAAAUUUUGAUGACA